Molecule: messenger RNA, 819 nt
Organism: Naegleria gruberi
Lineage: Eukaryota; Heterolobosea; Eutetramitea; Acrasida; Naegleriidae
Exons: 4
Coding region: 1-819 (272 amino acids)
Source: RefSeq, a predicted model, not a curated record
AUGACUGAAAGCCUUCUCUCCGUAGUAAAUACUUUGGAUACAUAUUAUACUGUUCUGGUGGCAGAGUUGGAACAAAUUGAUGCUGAUAUGGAUGUUAUUCAUACCUUUAUAAAAAGGUAUUGGGAAGCAUCGUUACAUAAACUGACUAGAACUAAAAGACAAAAGGAGAAUAUGCUAAGAGAUGUAAAAUUACAAAUAGAACUUUUCAACAUUCAUUUGGAAUCAGGAAGAGAAUUAUGCAAUCGAUUGGAAAGAGUUCAUCCAAUCAUUGUCAGACCUAGGGAGGAAGAUCUCAAUGAAGAACAAACAACAACACAGGGAGGUAAGAAAUCAAGUGGUCAAAAUCUUCCACGUAAAAUCCUCUCCGAUGGUUCUGUACAAAUUGGAAAUAACAUUAGAGAGAUUAGUAUUGCUUCGAGUAUUCUUGCUUAUUCAAAUGGUAUUGAGAUGACUGGAGGAGAUUCUGAUUCUGAUUUGGAAAAUUCUGGAGGAAAGAAACAGAGAGUGAAUGUACCUCUUGCUUCAAUAACAGCUCGACAAAAUCCACUCACAGCAGUACAACCAGCAAAGGGUAAUAAUCUCAAUUCUUCCAAUAACACAACACCAGGCUCAACAACUGGCCCACCUGAACUCAACACGAGUAAUGUCUCUGCCAUUCUAGGAUCUGCUCAACCUCUCGCAUCAAAGGAUUUGGGUCUCAACAAUAGGAAAAAGAAAAAGAAGAUCCAACCACCUCUCAAGAAGGACAUAUUCAAGGAAGGUUCUUUCACUCCAACUACUGCAAGUUCUUCUGAAACUGAUGACGAUUUUGGACUCUAA